AUGUACAUCCACUUCCUGGUGGUCCAGUCCAAACUGAAGAGCAUCAAGUAUGAUGGAGGAUCUGAGACUGAUCCACCCUGGAAUAAAAAGAACAGGAAGAUGAUCAAAAUCUUUAGAGACAAACCUAAACUGAACCGUCUCCAUCAGAGUGCAGUGGACCAGGCCUUACAGAGUCCAAACGGACACCUGGACUUGUUCCUGCGCUUCCUCCUGGGUCUUUCACUGAAGACCAAUCAGACUCUCCUGAGAGGUCUGCUGACACAGACCGGAAGUAGCUCACAGACUAAUCAGGAAACAGUCCAGUACAUCAAGAAGAAGAUCAUUCUGAGGCUGCUGCCAGUGAUCAAAGCCUCCAACAAAGCUGUGCUGAGUGGAUGUAACCUGUCAAAGAGAAGCUGUGAAGCUCUGUCCUCAGUUCUCAGCUCCCAGUCCUCCAGUCUGAGAGAGCUGGACCUGAGUAACAACCACCUGCGGGAUUCAGGAGUGAAGAAGCUGUCUGCUGGACUCAAGAGUCCUCAAUGUAAACUGGAAACUCUCAGACUGUCAGGAUGUCUGAUCACAGAGAGAGGCUGUGCUUCUCUGGCCUCGGCUCUGAGCUCCAACCCCUUCCACCUGAGAGAGCUGGACCUGAGUUACAAUCAUCCAGGAGACUCAGGGGUGGAUCUUCUGUCUACUGGACUGGAGGAUCCGCUCUGGAGACUGGAUACACUGAGGGUGGACCAUGGUGGAGAGCAGAGGUUAAAACCUGGACUGCAGAAGUAUGUCUGUGAACUCACUCUGGACUCAAACACAGCACACAGAUACCUCAGACUGUCUGAAGACAACAGGAAGGUGACAUGUGUGGAAGAGGAUCAGUCAUAUCCUGACCAUCCAGACAGAUUUGACUCCUAUCAUCAGCUGCUGUGCAGAGAUGGUCUGACUGGUUGCUGUUACUGGGAGGUCGAGUGGAGAGGAUUGGUUCAUAUAUCAGUGAGUUACAGAGGAAUCAGAAGGAAAGGAGACAGCGAUGCAUGUCUGUUUGGAUAUAAUGAUCAGUCCUGGAGUCUGCUCUGCUCUGAUGAACAUUACUCUGUCCGUCACAAUAACAUAAGAACAGUCCUCCCUCUCUCCUCGUCCUCUGACUCUCACAGAGUAGCAGUGUAUGUGGACUGUCCUGCUGGCACUCUGUCCUUCUACAGAGUCUCCUCUGACUCUCUGAUCCACCUCCACACCUUCAGCACCUCCUUCACUGAACCUCUGUAUCCUGGGUUUAGGUUGUCUUCUGGUUCCUCAGUGUGUGUGUGUUCUGUGUAGCAGGGAGAGUCUCCUCCUCCUCCACACACACACACACACACACACACACACACACACACACACACACA
Messenger RNA from Notolabrus celidotus (New Zealand spotty), 1361 nucleotides. RefSeq lists its product as uncharacterized. Bases 1 to 1293 code for a protein of 430 amino acids. Gene Ontology annotation, molecular function: protein binding. NCBI's taxonomy places the organism in Eukaryota, Metazoa, Chordata, Actinopteri, Labriformes, Labridae. The record is from RefSeq and is a predicted model, not a curated record. The transcript is spliced from 7 exons.